Effrenium voratum is the source of this 484-nucleotide messenger RNA. Lineage: Eukaryota; Dinophyceae; Suessiales; Symbiodiniaceae. The record is from the annotation of a GenBank genome assembly.
AGCGGUGUUUGGCGCACCGAGCGUCGCUCGGAUGGCGCCCAGCUGCGAGAACCGACAGCCCGCGCUGCCGGACAGCGAUCCACACCCAGACUGGGUCAGGAGCCACCUCCCGAGCCAGACCGCGCCGCCCUCCUUGAACGGAUCUCGACGGGCCUCCCGCACCGUGCGCUUCGCGCUCGAGCCGGAGAACCUGACACUGGAUAACUCCUUCGAGAACUGGGACUGGCCAGAGAAGAGCCACAACGAGCGGCCGAACCGGCUGCUGCACGAGUGCCACGUCAAGCGAUUGGACGCGUACCUUGAGGACGCAGUCCGCCCCCGUCUUGGGUCACGCCUUUGCGGGCGCUUUCGAUCAGGCGAGCCGGCUGCAUCGCUUUGACCUGAUCGCGAAGCGGGCACGCCGCGCACAGCCCGGGCGCUUCUUGCCGUGAGGCGGAGCUCCAAAACUGCAACCGAGCUGCAACCCGAAAAGGCUCGACUGUCC